Molecule: messenger RNA, 3367 nt
Organism: Setaria italica (foxtail millet)
Lineage: Eukaryota; Viridiplantae; Streptophyta; Magnoliopsida; Poales; Poaceae
Product: probable LRR receptor-like serine/threonine-protein kinase At3g47570
Exons: 2
Coding region: 1-3162 (1053 amino acids)
Biological process (GO): protein phosphorylation
Cellular component (GO): plasma membrane
Molecular function (GO): protein kinase activity; ATP binding; protein binding
Source: RefSeq, a predicted model, not a curated record
AUGCUUCUUGUGAGAAUAAGAUAUCUCCUCCUGCAGCAGCUGCUGCUACUGCUCUCCAUCUUGGCAACCAACUGUGCAAACGCUUCCACAUCUUUGACAGGCCAUGGGGACGAUGAGGCAGCUCUUGUGGCUUUCAAGGCCAAGAUCUCUGGCGACUCUGGCAAGCUGAGCUCCUGGAACGAGAGCACCAGCUACUGCAGCUGGGAGGGCAUCACCUGCAGCAAGAGAUACCCGUGGCGGGUGGUCGCUCUGGACCUCAGUUCCCAGGGCCUCACCGGCACUAUCUCCCCUGCUGUCGGUAACCUCACUUUCCUGCUCUCACUCAACCUGAGCUCCAAUGCCCUUCAGGGAGAAAUCCCUCCCAGUAUCGGCUCUCUCAGCCGCCUCCGGAUCCUUGAUUUGAGUGAAAAUAUGCUCAACGGCGUUAUUCCAAGCAACAUCAGCCGCUGCACCAGCCUCCGUGUGAUGAUGAUCAGUAGAAACAAGGGGGUGCAGGGAAGCAUACCAGCUGAGAUUGGGAACAUGCCGUCGCUUGCUAUUAUAGAGCUGUUCAAAAACAGCAUCACCGGAACCAUCCCAUCCUCUUUUGGAAACCUUUCCCAAUUGACUGUCUUGUUCUUGUCGUUAAAUUGUCUCGAGGGAUCUAUACCAGCAGGAAUAGGGAACAAUCCAUAUCUCAAGUCCAUUCAGCUUAGCGGUAACAACCUCUCAGGAGUACUUCCUCCUUCACUGUACAACACAUCAUCUCUAUAUGUCCUUUUUGUGGCACAAAACAAGCUGCGGGGCCGGUUACCAUCUGAUCUAGGAAAAAGCAUCCAACGUUUGGGGCUUGGAGGAAAUCAAUUUACUGGAGCUCUUCCACAGUCAAUAACUAAUCUCUCCAGGCUCCAGAUUCUACAUAUCGAAAGUAAUCAGUUUUCCGGAGUAGUUCCUUCCGAAUUAGGCAGAUUUCAAAAUCUUGAAGUGCUUGUUCUGGAUGAAAACAAGUUUGAGGCAAACAAUGAGCAAGAAUGGGAAUUUAUUGCUUCUUUGACGAAUUGUAGCAGAUUACACAUGCUGUCCAUUGGAUGGAAUAGGUUUGCGGGGAAAUUACCAAGUUCAUUGGCUAAUUUGUCCACCAACCUCCAGUGGCUACGGACACCCAACAAUAAUAUAUCUGGUGUCAUCCCAUCAGAUAUUGGAAAUUUGGCAAGCCUUCAGCAGCUUGAUUUUAGACAAAACUCACUCACUGGGGUCAUUCCUGAAAGCAUAGGAAAGCUUACACGAUUGGUCUAUCUAAUUCUGCAUUCCAACAACUUUUCAGGACGUAUACCAUUCUCCAUCGGAAACCUCACUGAAAGCAUAGGAAUUGGUGCAUACGCCAACAGCUUGGAGGGCCCAAUUCCACCAAGCAUUGGAAACUUGAGCAAACUUUUAGGCCUAGAUCUAUCAAUGAACAAGCUUACUGGCUUGAUUCCUAAUGAAAUUAUGAAGCUAUCAUCAAUCUCAAUAGGUAUUGAUUUGUCCAACAACAUGCUGGAGGGAUCACUUCCAUUAGAAGUUGGUAAUUUGGUACAUCUUGAACAGCUCAUCCUGUCCAGGAACAAAUUGUCAGGUGAGAUACCUCAUACUAUUGGCAACUGCAGAGCCCUGCAAAUCCUCUUAAUGGAUGAUAAUUUGUUCCAAGGAAGCAUACCUGCCACUUUGAAGAAUAUGCAAAGCCUCACUCGCCUCAAUUUGACAGCCAAUAAACUGAAUGGCAGCAUUCCUGGCAGCUUAGGCAGCAUUACUAGCUUGCAGGAACUGUACCUUGCCCACAAUAAUUUAUCAGGACCAAUCCCAGAAACUUUAGGUAAUUCAACAUCACUGCUCCAUCUUGAUCUAUCUUUCAACAAUUUGCAAGGUGAAGUACCAAAAACGAGGAUUUUCAGAAAUCUAACUGGACUAUCAAUUGUUGGGAACAAUGCAUUGUGCGGUGGAAUACCACAACUCCAUCGGCCAAAAUGUCCAAAUUUAAGAGAAAGAAGGAAUAAGAAAGGUGCUUCAAAGUCUCUUAGAAUAGUAAUCCCAACAACAGGAGCUCUCUUGCUCUUACUGUCAGGGCUUCUUUGGGCUGUAUUUCUUUACAGAAAGUUAAAGACAGCACUGAAGAAAGAAAUGGCACCUCAAUUUGCAGAUAUGGAACUUCCAACAAUUCCAUACAACAACAUACUGAAAGGAACAGAUGGAUUUUCAGAAGCAAAUGUGCUAGGGAAGGGAAGAUAUGGUACAGUAUACAGAGGAACUCUAGAAAAUCAAGCCAUUGUCGUAGCAGUUAAGGUGUUUCAUCUUCAGCAGUCAGGAUCAUACAAAAGCUUCCAGGUUGAAUGUGAGGCACUAAGAAGAGUGAGACACCGAUGCCUUGUAAAGGUAAUAACAUGCUGCUCAAGCAUCAACCACCAUGGCCAAGACUUCAGAGCCCUAGUCUUUGAGUACAUGGCUAACGGCAGCUUAGAUAGAUGGAUCCACUCAAAUUCUGAAAGUCAAAAUGGACAAGGAAAACUCAGUUUGUCACAGAGGUUAGAUAUCGCUGUAGACAUUGUGGAUGCUUUGGACUAUCUUCACAAUGAUUGCCAGCCACCGGUCAUCCAUUGUGAUCUCAAGCCAAGCAACAUUCUUCUCAAUCAGGACAUGAGAGCUCGUCUUGGGGACUUUGGAAUUGCUAGAGUUCUAGAUGAAGCAACAAGCAAACAUCAUAUGGACUACAGUAACUCCAUAGGAAUCAGAGGUACCAUCGGAUACAUUGCUCCAGAAUAUGGAGAAGGGCUUGCGGUAUCGACUAAUGGUGAUGUCUUUAGCUUUGGUAUCACUUUGAUUGAGAUGUUUACAGGAAGGAGCCCAACAGAUGAUAUGUUCAGAGAUGGAAUCAGCCUGCAUUAUUACGCUGAGGCAGCUCUUCCUGACAAGGUUAUGGAGAUUGCAGAUUCCAAUAUCUGGCUGCACGAUGAAGCAAACAAUAGCAUUGGUAAAAGGCAUAUAACAAUAACCAAGGAAUGUUUGUCUGCUGUCAUUCAACUUGGUGUCCUAUGCUCAAAGCAAUUGCCAUUGGAGCGGUUAUCAAUGAACGAUGCCACUGCAGAGAUGCAUGCUAUCAGAGAUGCAUACAUUAAUAGUCAACAACUUAGUGAUGUCGAAUCAUUUUAGUAACCACUGCCUUAUAAUGUUGUUGAAGCCUGCAUUAUACUUGCUCUUUUGUGGGUCUGUUGUAGAACUUAUAAACUGGUUCCGUGUUGUCCAUAUCAUAGGCAUCAUUGCGAAGGACAAAAACAGCAGGUUGGCCAUGAGUUUCUUUCAGUCAACUUGUCCCUGCAUUAAGAAGAGUAUAACUGUGGGAAAAAAUUGAAAUCCA